Messenger RNA from Etheostoma cragini (Arkansas darter), 1641 nucleotides. RefSeq names its product galactose-3-O-sulfotransferase 1b (gene gal3st1b). Lineage: Eukaryota; Metazoa; Chordata; Actinopteri; Perciformes; Percidae. The coding region runs from base 356 to 1618 and encodes 420 amino acids. The record is from RefSeq and is a predicted model, not a curated record. Gene Ontology annotation, cellular component: membrane. Gene Ontology annotation, molecular function: galactosylceramide sulfotransferase activity. Gene Ontology annotation, biological process: galactosylceramide biosynthetic process; myelination. The transcript is spliced from 4 exons.
UGAUGCAGGUUGCCCCUGAGGUGUGGCUUUCAACACAAGCCUCUUUUUCAAACCAAUUCAGUCCCUGUGGGAGGAUACUUUAUGUACAUCUGACGUCUUUCUGUCCCUACAGCCAAUGGGAUAUGAUUUCAGGGAUUGUGUACAGCAUGGGUUUUCUUUCACCUUGCAGAUGGUCCUCACCCCUACGCUGCUAAGGCUCUCAUCUUCAAAACUGCUCUGUGAGACAUGAAGGACUACAUAGACGAUUAUCAGUGUUAAAGAUGAGUCAGAGGUGGUAUGCAAGGGGACUCACCUUUCCUACAUGGCAUGAAGAGUAACCAUCUGUCCAGUGUCAAAGGUUCACAUUUGGGUGUUAAUGAUGUCUAGAAUCAAAAGAAAUAAGUGCACACUAAAACGGAGGUUGAUUCUCUGGGUUUUAUUGACCAACACGAUGCUGGUGCUGUACUGCUUGAUAAACCCAACCCAAGUCAAGAUCAGGGGCUUCGAACAAGACACGUGUCCUCUAAGCAUAUCAAAAUUGAAAGAAAAUGUGAGCACGCCUUCUCAAAGCACAGAAGAGUGCUCCCCCAGAGUAGACAUCAUGUUUAUGAAGACCCAUAAAACUGCCAGUAGCACUAUACUCAACAUCCUCUAUAGAUUUGGAGAAAAACACAAGCUUAAAUUUGCCCUACCUGAUGGGCGUAAUGACUUCUUCUACCCAUCACCUUUCCUGUGCUCCCAGGUGAAAGACUACAGGCCUGGAGAGUGUUUCAACAUUAUUUGUAACCACAUGCGCUUUGACCAUCAAGAAGUAGCCAAGCUUCUGCCUCCACAGGCUCUGUACAUCACCAUCUUACGUGACCCAGUGGAUCUCUUUGAGUCGUCCUUCAACUAUUAUCACAGAGCAGUUCCUCUCACAUGGAGGAUCAAUGGAGAGAACCAACUGACAGAGUUUCUUAACAGUCCUCAGACCUUCUACAGCCCACAGGCUUUUAACUCAUUCUACCUGAAAAAUCUGCUCUUUUUUGACUUUGGAUUUGACAACAACCUGGAAGCUGAUGAUCCUCGUGUCAUGAGGGGUAUUCAUGACUUAUCAAAACGUUUUGAUUUGGUUCUCAUUGCAGAGUAUUUUGAGGAGUCUCUUAUCCUGCUUAAGGACACACUUUGUUGGACUAUGGAAGACAUCAUGUAUUUCAAAGUCAAUGCUCGCAGGAGCUCAUCUGUAUCUCAUCUGACCCCUGAGUUGAGAGCCAAAGCUUUACAGUGGAACGGGGCUGACUGGAAACUCUAUCAGCACUUUAAUGCUACCUUCUGGGCCAGAGUAGAGGCGUAUGGGAGAGAAAGAAUGAAACAGGAGGUAAAUGAGUUGAGGAGAAGAAAUACUGAAAUGAAAGCUAUCUGUGUCGAGGAUGGAGAUGCGGUUGAAGCCCAAAAGAUUCAGGACAGACAUUUCCUGCCCUGGCAGCCAGUUGGAGAGUCUUCCAUCCUGGGGUACAACAUGAAGAAAAAUGUUCAUCCAACAUUUAGGACACUUUGUAAAAAAAUGCUCACGCCUGAAAUACAAUAUUUGUCGGACCUGGGCGUAAACCUGUGGCUUACCAGACUAUGGGGUUGGUUAAAAGAUUUGACUUGGAUUUAAAACAUUUACAACUAACAUACAAC